Messenger RNA from Pseudo-nitzschia multistriata, 4125 nucleotides. The record is from the annotation of a GenBank genome assembly. NCBI's taxonomy places the organism in Eukaryota, Bacillariophyta, Bacillariophyceae, Bacillariales, Bacillariaceae.
AGUCACGUAUUUUUGUCUGCAAACUUCAYCAGGAUGAGUGAGCGUGCUGGAGGCGAUAGAGUCGAUCGGCAGAAGAAGUCGGCAAUCGCCGAUGAGUCGAAUAGUGUGCUGGCAGGAUUGUUUGUUCCUCCGCUGUAUCCUUCUACACCCCAAAGGAACACAGGAUCUGAUGAUACCGGCGGUGACGGUGCGGGUUCGGUGUCACACAUGAUGAAAUUGUUUGCUCCUUCCAUUGCUAACGCUSCUUCCAUUGCACCCCCUACUGCGACAACAAGCACAUCCGAACCAUCAUUUUGGCUUUCUCCGAACACAAACAACCGAAUGAACUCUCUGCUUGCGGCACAGAAUUCACCUGACAACAGGCAAGGGGAAGAGGCGCCUCUUUUGGGAGGAUACGGUCUGCACACACCACAACCCAGUGUGGACAACACAAAUUAUUCCCAAAUAUCGUCGUCAUCCUCCGCCGGCGACCUUGAGAAAACGCCAAAGACCAGCUUGUGUUCGUAUGGCGGUGUUGGCAACAAUGGUGAUCGAAACGGCAAUGGGAUUGCUGGCCAUGCUCGGCAUAUGUCGGGGGCGGGUCACGCSCGUGUAYCGUCGGUCGCGAUGCCUUCUAUUUCUGAAAAUCGCGCUCAAACAAUCCUAGCGCAACCCGAUUUGAAUCAAAAUAUGAACGCCAACGACAAGGAUUGUAAUUGUGACAAAAACACAACGGAUCGCGUCUCCAAUACUUGUACCCAUACAGGCAUCUUUCUACGAACCACGRAAGAGGCUAUCUAUUCGUUAUUUGAAUCCACGACAUAUAUUGGCUCGUUCGUGUACUUGCUAUACCACGUCGUGUUUUGCCUAGCCUUGGGAUCAGCCAUUAUGCGACCCAAWAAUCCCAUCUCUAUCUUGGGACUAAUGACGAAAACUGCCGCUUUGGGAACGCUAGUAGCCUCUCCGAUUUACUGGAUCAAGCUUUCUAAUGAUAUACCGGCACUUUAUCCAACCGCAGACUUAUUUUUGGCUCCAUUUCUUGCCAGAUUGGCGACACACGUGGAUGAUGUCCUAGCAAACGAUUCAGCGGUUACGGAAGAAGAAAAUGAUGCCGUGUUUUUGGCUUCGUUUGGAGUUUUGACCGCCAUCGGGAUGGCCUUGAGUGCGUGCCUGAUCAUGGCGGCGAGCGUAUUCAAACUAGCAAAUUUGGGAUCUUAUUUGCCAUUUCCAGUUAUUUGUGGGUUCUUUUCAGCGGUCGGAAUUCUCACCUGGACAUUAGCCAUCAACGUAGACACUGGAGGAAAGACUAUUGGGGUGAUUCUCACAAGUGGCGAUUUCGAUUUGAUACGCUAYGCUUUGAUUCAUCACAUUCCAACAAUCAUUGUGGCGGGAUUCAUGAAAUACCUUGGACCGAAAAAUCCUUUCUUUGUCUGUUUGGUUGUCGUUGUCACAAUUGGACUCUUUUAUGGUUACAUGCUUGUCACGGGAACACCGCUCCAAGAAAUGAAAGARGAGGGUUGGUUUUGGUCACACGAAGAACUUGUUUAUGACAAUGAUUCAUCAACGUUGGGCUUUGACGCGUGGGCCCCGCCGGCUCCAUUCGCUGUUUUGGCGGUCAUCUAUCAGGUUCAUUGGGGUGCUGUUCGGAAUGGUAUUUCUACUGCAAUUGCCAUGAGCUUCUUAUAUUUGAUUCGCUGUUCUGUGUACGUAUCAACAAYGCUGUUUUCCUGUCACGCCAUCAUUUUGCUGAUUACAUUUGUACGAAACGAUGGCCCUAGCUACUCUGAAACUGACCUACUCAAUUUCUUAUAUCCCUCAUAGRCAUGGGGCUGCCCUCAAAAAGAAUAUAUCUAACUUGUCACGAAAGGUUUUAUCGGCGGAUUUAAAUAAAUCCGAAACUUUAAMAGCGUCAGCAGAGUUUAAGAAUGAAAAUGACAUUCGUGGCACACCCGGAAGAAUCUCUAAGCCUAAGUCGCGAAAAUUCUCCGAAGCUGUCGACAUUGAAGCAGUGAUGUCCCAGCCCACACCCCAAGGCAUGACACGCAGCAGCAGAAGCAUUAACGAUAGUGAAGAAAAAUACCAGAUUGUCCACGCAACUUCAACCAGCAAAUCACUGAAAGAGAUAUCUUUGGCUUAUGGAUGUAGUCAGGUCUUCAAUGUGGUUGCAGGAGGAUUUGCGGUUACUCCUUCAGGUAAGCUCGAUAAUGUSUAUUGCACGUUCCAAUCGGUCAAUUUUCGUCUCACUUAAUGGCUUACUAUACUUCAAUCAGUGGCCUCCUCUAGUACAAUGUUCAUGUUGGGCGCUGAUGGUCUUGCCCCACAAAUAGGAUCAGUUCUCCUKCUUUUGAUAUUCUACUUGACAGAUUUUCAGAUUGUUGGAUACAUUCCAAAACCUGCCUUUUCGUCGAUGCUAGUACUGUCGUUUUUCGAUAUGAUAAACACAUGGUUCUUCAAGUCAUUUCUGAAGACGAAAGACAAAAUGGAGUGGGUGGUUGUUCCUGUAAGUCCUAUAAUGGUUGUGAUCGCUGCUUGUUCCUUCUCCCAAAAGAGCCAUCCCGUUUUUGAAACUUAGUACUAACACUGGGAACUUCUCUCCUUCAGGUUAUUGUGAUUUGUGCUUUUGUUCUGGAUUUGCUAUCGGCUGUGUUCCUAGGUAUUGCUCUCUCGACUUUCAUUUUCGUGGGUGCCUUCUUCCGAAGUGGCGUUGUGAAAUAUGUCGCAAACGGUCAAUCCAUYAAUUCAACAAUAGAGCGACCGAGCUCUCGUAUGUCUCAAUGGUUGAACGAGAACGGCUGUCGAAUUCAAGUGAUUUGUCUCCAGAACUAUCUCUUCUUUGGAAAUGCGUCGUCUAUCUAUAACUACGUGUUCGAAUUAUUCGAGUCCAACAAAGAAGACGAAUCGCCGYUGUUAGAAAGCAAAUCGAAGUAUUUGAUACUGGAUUUGACGCUGGUAACUGGGAUGGACACAAGCACGGUUGAUGUAUUUUCUCAAAUCAAAAACUUGUGCGAAGGGAAUCAUUGCAAACUAUUCAUGGCCGGCAUGUCUAGCAACAUUCGAUCCAUUUUAGCACUUGGUGGGUUUAAAGCAGACAAAGGUGUCCGGUCGAAACGGCAGCUCCGUUUUUUUGCGAGCUUGGAUGCCGCUCUGGGAAAGGCGGAAGACAUGCUUUUAGAGUCGGAUUAYGAUGAUCGAAUAGAUCAAGUGCGAACGAGGCAUCUGAUUAGGAGAAGGGAUUCUGGCUUUCAAGCAGCGUUGCGUUACAUCGAUAACGGCGUAAGUUGUUUUUGUUUUUGAAAGUGAUKUUUUUGGAAAUUGCCCCAACUCAGAAAUCUAAUUCCAACCAACUCUGUUUUCCUCUGCGACGCAGCACGGAGACAACAUUUGUCGCGAGCUUGCGGGGCUCGAAAAGUAUACAACGAUGCUGGAACUACAGGUGAGCAGAGCAAAAUAUGUUUGGUUUUGAAAAUGUCCCAACCUGCUGGUUGYAGUUCAUUUUGACAGAAACUCAAUGAAUCUUUUUCUGUACCCCUUCCCGUUUCUGCUCGAUCAAUGUUUACGAAUCGGUGCGUUUGAUACCUUGGAAUGCCGUGCACCGGCAGCCUGGCGAGAUACUAUACAGCGACGGAAAAUCCAAGGGCAUAGAGCGGGGAUUGUUUUUCAUUGAAGCCGGCAUUCUCAAAGAAGAGCGCGACACGGGGAACACGGCAACGUGGGGACCGAAACCGGCGGCAUCUUCCCCAUCCGGCACGGGGGGAUCCCAAGACACGCUGACGAGGAUGCGGCGGCGCUCCCUGAAGGCGGAUCUGGGYGCCGGCUCGGAAAGCCAAACCUUUCGCCUCGCGCGACUCGGCGUGGGUUGGGUGGUGGGCACGAUGGAAUUCUUCGAGACGAAACGCCUGGGGAACCAGGUCGCACUGGACCACUGCCGGCUCCACCACCUGCCCUUUUCGAAACUCGGGGAAGCGGAGCUCGAGGAUCCGAUCGUAGYAUUGAAACUCUACAAGCUCUUGUCCCGUCUGAUGGCGCGACAACAGGAAGCAACGAUUGGUCAGCUGGCAACGCUYCAUUCCAUCAUGUCUUCGCCUGCGCGCUGAGGUCAUUGGGACACGAACURCUACUCGUAGAAAACAAAAGUGUUUCCAAGAA